AUGGCCGAGGAAAUGGUUUACCUCCACGGCGACCUUGACCUGAAGAUCAUCGAGGCCCGCAGCCUCCCCAACAUGGACAUCCUCACGGAGCGCCUCCGCCGCCUGUUCACCACCUGCCACCAGCCCUGCGCCCCGACCAAGCGCCGCCGCAAACACCACAACAACAUCAUCACCAGCGACCCCUACGUCACCGUCUGCCUCUCCGGCGCCCGCGUCGCCCGCACCCGCAUCAUUUCCAAUUCCCAGAACCCCGUUUGGAACGAGCAUUUCAAAAUCCCCUUAGCUCACCCCGUUUCACAGGUGGAAUUGGAGGUGAAAGAUAACGACAUGUUCGGAGCCGACCUAAUCGGCGUGGCGGCAAUGCCGGCGAAGAAAAUCGCGUCCGGCGACCUAAUCGACGAGUGGAUAACAGUUGUGGGCCCGUCCGGUAAGCCUCACAAACCCGACACCGCAAUCCACCUCCAGAUGACUUUCACCCCUUGCGGAGCCAAUCCUAAAUACCGCAAAGGGUUCUCCGAAGACUACUCCUUAAGGGAGAGCUAUUUUCCCCUGCGGCGCGGGUGCAGGGUUACUCUAUACCAAGACGCGCACGUGCCGGACGGGAUGCUUCCGGAGAUCCAGCUGGACGGUAAGGGAAAUAGAUUCGAGCACGACAAGUGCUGGGAAGAGAUUUGCCAUGCGAUUUUGGAAGCGCACCAUCUUGUUUACGUAACGGGUUGGUCGAUAUAUCAUAAAGUGAGGCUCGUGAGGGAGCCGACAAGGCCUUUGCCGAGAGGGGAGAAUAUGAACUUAGGGGAGCUUUUGAAGUAUAAAUCCGAGGAAGGGGUGAGAGUGUUGUUGCUCGUGUGGGACGAUAAGACUUCGCAUAAUAAGUUCUUUAUUAACACGGAAGGAGUCAUGCAGACUCACGACGAGGAGACGAAGAAGUUUUUCAAGAACUCGUCUGUUACGUGCGUGCUGUCGCCGCGUUACGCGAGCACCAAACUUAGCAUUUUCAAGCAACAGGCAUGGGAGUUCUUAGAUUUGACCAUAAGAGAAAAAUGGAUAUAUAUAUUUAUAUAUGCUUAUGUAGGAAAUUUUGACGAGAAGUAUUCGUCGAUAAUUUUUCAGGUAGUGGGAACUCUCUACACUCACCACCAGAAGUGUGUGAUUGUGGACACGCAAGGACAGGGUAAUAAUCGUAAAAUCACGUCAUUUAUCGGUGGACUUGACCUUUGCGACGGGCGUUACGACACGCCCGACCACCGGUUGUUCCAAGACAUCAAUACUGUUUUCAAGGACGACUAUCACAAUCCCACAUUCUCGCUAGGAACAAAUGGGCCAAGGCAGCCGUGGCACGACCUGCACUGCAAGAUAGAAGGGCCUGCAGCUUACGAUGUGCUCACCAACUUUGAGCAGAGGUGGCGUAAGGCCACUAAGUGGUCCAAGUUUGGGAAGAGGUUCAAGAAGAUUUCGCAUUGGAAGGACGAUGCUUUGCUAAAGGUUGACCGAAUUUCCUGGAUAACUACACCUUCAAACAACCUACCCAAUGAUCAUCCCUCGUUGUGGGAUUCUGAGAAAGAUGAUCCCGAGGGCUGGCACGUGCAGGUGUUUCGCUCGAUAGAUUCGGGAUCGGUGAAAGGGUUUCCGAAAACCGCACAUGCAGCGGAGAAGCAAAACCUAAUGUGUGCGAAGAAUUUGGUCAUAGAUAGGAGCAUUCAGAUGGCAUACAUUGAAGCAAUUCGAUCCGCGCAGCACUUCAUAUACAUCGAGAAUCAGUAUUUCCUCGGCUCGUCUUAUGCUUGGCCCUCCUACAAAAAUGCGGGUGCCGAUAAUUUGAUCCCAAUGGAACUAGCACUAAAAAUAGCUAGUAAAAUAAGAGCGAAUGAGAGAUUCACCGUUUAUGUUGUUAUCCCAAUGUGGCCAGAGGGUGCUCCUAAUUCUGCCUCUGUACAAGAAAUCCUUUAUUGGCAGGGGCAAACCAUGCAAAUGAUGUAUGAAAUUAUUGCUCGAGAAAUUAAGUCUGCUCGGCUUACGAAUGCGCAUCCUACUGACUAUCUAAACUUUUACUGCCUUGGCAACCGAGAAGAAAAUGCAGGGGAGUCGAAGGGAAAUGCCCAAUCCCCUUCAAAUGGAAAUACAGAUUCAGCUUCACAAAAAGCCGGACGGUUUAUGAUUUACGUGCACGCAAAGGGAAUGAUUGUGGACGAUGAGUACGUGAUAUUAGGUUCUGCCAAUAUAAACCAACGGUCAAUGGCUGGGUCGAGAGACACAGAGAUUGCAAUGGGUGGUUAUCAGCCCCAUCACACUUGGGCCAAGAAGAAAGACCACCCACAUGGCCAGGUAUAUGGAUACAGGAUGUCGCUUUGGGCCGAGCACUUGGGGACAGUCGAGAACUGCUUCAAAGACCCAAAGAGGUUAGAUUGUGUAAAGUAUGUGAAUCGUCUUGCGCAGCAAAACUGGAACCGGUACACGGCCCCAAGAUUCAUCCCAUUGCAAGGCCACAUACUUAAAUAUCCAGUUGAGAUUGAUGGUGAUGGGAAGGUGGGGCCCUUACCAAGAUACGAGAACUUUCCGGAUGUUGGUGGUAAGGUCUUAGGGGCCCCUACCAAUUUGCCCGAUGCUCUAACGACAUAAAAAUACAAAAGAAGGUUCGUUUAUUUUUCUGCAGUGUGGCAUAUAUGCGCGAAGAAUGAAGGUUUCGUUGUAAUUUGUAAAUAUUACAUAUACGGAUAAAAAUGUGUAAGUUGUGUAAAAUAUUUUUGAAAUGGUUGUAAAGUUAUUGCUAUGUAACUUUUGGGUUCGUUUUGGUCCACACGGUACGUUUUACGUUUGUAUACGCGGUUUGGUUGUAUAACAUUUCUCUAACGAGAAGAGCAAAAGUCACACAGAUGAAGAAGAAUGAA
Messenger RNA from Striga asiatica, 2885 nucleotides. The record is from the annotation of a GenBank genome assembly. Lineage: Eukaryota; Viridiplantae; Streptophyta; Magnoliopsida; Lamiales; Orobanchaceae.